GAACUGCUGGCUGCGCGUCCAUAGUAGCAAGUGUUUCAUCUGUGUGAAAUAAGGGAUCAAUAUAAAUUAAAAUCUUCACAUAGAACCGUGUUGUUUUCUGUGAAGUGGGCUCUUCUUCAGUCACAAUUGUGUUAGCGCACCGAACGGAACUCGGACUAUCUAAAAACUGUGUGCAUUCCACACACCAAACACAAAUGAAAUGUCGGGGACAUUCUUUCUACCUAACAAAGUGAAGUGCACUUUUUGAUCAGGACAGUGAAACAUCGCUAUGUAGUGUGAAGAUUGGGACUAAGCUCUUUUUCGCAUAAUUGUUGCGUGUUUAGUGAUGCGGUUAAGAUGAUGUGGUUUAUUGCGGUGAUAGCCGCGUCAAUAGCGGUAGCGACCGCGGAGCAAGUCCUGUUGCUCGACACCACCACGGAAGCAACAUUGGGCUGGACGCGGUUUCCUUACGGGCCCCAAGCCAGCACUCUAGGUUGGCUAGAAGAAUCCUACACUAAUUUUGAGAAGCAAAUCAACUGGCGAUCUUACGUUGUCUGCGAUGUCGCACACAACAACGUCAACAAUUGGUUGUGGACGCCUUUCAUCGAGAGAAGAAACGCCAAUCGUAUUUACAUCGAGAUCAAGUUCACUAUUCGCGACUGCUCCUUGUUUCCUGGCAAUGCACUGAGUUGUAAAGAAACAUUCAGUCUUCUGUACUAUGAGUUCGACGUCGUGACCCGUGAGCAGCCGCCGUGGGAGCCCGAAACUUACAAGUUAGUCGGACGAAUCGCUGCUGGGGAAGGCAGAUUUAACACUAAUUCUGAGGUAGACAUAAAUACUGAAGUCAAGAGCAUUGCUGUUACCAAAAAAGGUGUGUACUUUGCAUUUAGAGAUCAAGGUGCUUGCAUUUCUAUCCUAGCUGUCAAAGUCUACUAUAUCACAUGUCCAGAAGUUACUGUUAAUUUUGCAAGAUUCCCGGCCACUCCGACUGGCAGGGAAGUGACAGUGAUCGAGCAGGCAAAUGGCACAUGUGUGGAGAAUGCUGAAAUUGCACCAGGUGAGGCUGCUCCUGUUUAUUUGUGCAAAGGUGAUGGAAAAUGGACCCUUCCCAGUGGUUCCUGCAAGUGCCGAGCGGGUUUUGAAUCCGACCAUCAUAACCAGAUCUGCAAAGAAUGCCCACCGGGCAAGUUCAAGUCCCAUACAGGUGAUGAUCCUUGUAUACCAUGCCCCGACUACUCCAAAUCUACUGCUUAUGCUGCAGCUGAAUGCAAAUGUGUGCCGGGCUUUUAUCGAGCUAAGAAUGAUCUUAAAAAUAUCCCGUGCACACAACCUCCAUCGGCACCAGACAAUUUAACUGUAACAUUUGCUGAUCAGUUCUCCAUAUCAUUGGCUUGGCAGCCACCACACAAAACUGGAGGCCGGAAUGAUGUCACUUAUAGAGUUCACUGCUCAAAUUGUGGUCCGAGUGCCGAGUACAAACCCGCAGCAUCUGGACUAAACAAUACUAGAGUCACCAUAAUGGGCCUUGAUCCAGUCACAGAAUACAAAUUCCAAGUUUUUGCUGAGAAUGGUGUCACAGAGUUGACUGGAGAACCUCCGAAGAAAGUUGAAAUAACCGCUGUUACUGAAGCCUCAGUGGUCAGUGUUGUAUCAAAGUUAAGGGUCUUGAAUGUAGAUAGUGAUAAGUUGUCAUUAUCUUGGAAUCCACCUCCUAUUGAUUUAACGGACCCAGAUGAUGCAAUUGAAAGCUAUGAAGUAAAAUGCUUCCCAAAAGAUAACUUGGAGAAAGGAGUGAACACUACACUGAAAAUUACUAAAGAACCUCAUGCUGUUAUUACGGGUCUUAGAAAAGAUACUGAAUACGGAAUUAGAGUCAGGGCCAAGAUGAAGCGUGGUUGGGGUGAAUUUAGUGGAAUUGUUUAUGCCCAUACGACAAACACAGUACCAGAAACAACUUUUGUUGGGGAAGAAGAAGGCGCUCAGGUCAGAUUAGUGGCAGGCGUGAUGGUGGCCGUUGUCGUUAUUUGCGUGGUCGCCAUUAUUGUGACUGUGCUAUUUCUACGUUCGCGCGCCGACGACGAAUGCGAUAAGAAACAACCGAAUGAUUGCAAUGCUCUCAAUUACAGAAAUGGCGAAGUUUAUACUGGUCCGGAGCGGCCAGCUAAGACUAGUAGUAACGCUACAACGCCCCUCUUCGCAGGCACAGGAUCCCGGACUUACAUAGACCCACAUACUUACGAAGAUCCCAACCAAGCAGUAAGAGAAUUCGCUCGGGAAAUUGAUGCAUCUUGUAUCACUAUAGAAGCCAUAAUUGGCGGUGGCGAGUUCGGAGAUGUCUGCCGAGGUAAAUUGAAAGUGCCGGCCAGUUGCGGGCAAGAAAUAGAUGUCGCUAUCAAAACGCUAAAGCCCGGUUCCACGGAGCGAGCGCGACGCGACUUUUUAGCUGAAGCGUCAAUAAUGGGACAGUUCGAACAUCCCAAUGUCAUAUUUUUACAGGGUGUCGUCACUAAGUGUAAUCCGAUAAUGAUAAUCACAGAGUUCAUGGAAAACGGCUCGCUUGACACGUUUUUGCGUGCCAAUGACGGCAAAUUCCGGGUGCUUCAGCUGGUGGGAAUGCUACGCGGCAUCGCCACCGGAAUGCAAUAUCUCUCAGAAAUGAACUACAUACACCGCGAUCUUGCCGCGCGCAAUGUUCUCGUGAACUCCCAACUUGUAUGUAAAAUAGCUGAUUUCGGGCUGUCGCGUGAGGUUGAGUCCACCGCUGACGGCGCGUACACGACACGAGGUGGCAAAAUUCCAGUGCGAUGGACCGCGCCUGAAGCAAUCGCAUUCAGGAAAUUCACGUCAGCUAGUGACGUGUGGUCUAUGGGCAUAGUUUGCUGGGAGGUAAUGAGCUUCGGCGAGCGACCUUAUUGGAACUGGAGUAACCAGGAUGUGAUAAAGUCCAUAGAAAAAGGGUACCGACUCCCAGCACCUAUGGACUGCCCUGAAGCUGUUUACCAACUUAUGUUGGACUGUUGGCAAAAAGAGCGCACUCAUCGGCCAACAUUCUCUAGCAUUGUGACGACUUUGGACAAACUUAUUCGUUGUCCUGAUACAUUGAGGAAAAUCGCUCAAAACCGUUCAGCGGAUCCUCUGGCAGGAGAUACACCAGAUUUGGUGCAGUUCUCGUCAGUCGAAGAGUGGUUGGAGUGCAUCAAGAUGUCUCGAUAUAUCGAGAAGUUCCGUGCAGCGGGUAUUACGGACAUGGAUGCUGUGGUCGACUUGACAGUGCACCAGUUGGCAGCCCUGGGCGUCACGCUGGUGGGGCACCAGAAGAAGAUCAUGAAUAGUGUGCAAAGUAUGCGCGCGCAUAUCCGUGUUAGUGGUCCUUACGGCUUUUUGGUCUAAGUGAACUGUAAAGUGAUAUACCAGCUGUGUGCUAUACCGCUUUUUUUUUCAAGACUUAUAUUGGACUAUGUAUGGAUUUUUGACGUUAGAAAUCUGAACUGAAUAUUAACUGUAAUGUAAAUGAUUUUAGGCUGUUCAUAUUCUUUUAUGUUAUUUACUGUACUGUUGUAUUUUUAGUGAACUUGUCUGAUACAUGUAAUUGACUUAACUGGCCUAACAAGAUCAAAUGUGUUCAAUCAUUUUCUACAGAAAGCUUUAUCUAAAUACCGUCUUCUAAGCAAUUUCAAAACAACGAAUUACAAAGCCAUUAGUUUUAAUGAAACAUACUAUUUUAUACCCCUUCAUGAACGAUAAAAAUCACAGAUUCUGAAUCAUAUUGAAAUGAUAUUUCGAAAAUUAAAUGGCUGCUAAUAUAAAAAUGUGAUUAUUAUUUUAUAGUUCUUUUUCUUUGUUAUACUUUUUAUAAAAUAUAAAUUUAAUUUCUAUUGUAUGUAAGUGUAAGUUAAAAUUAUAUAGAUAUGGAUCGAGCGGAUUGUAAUACAAACUAGCAUUAUCUUAAAAUUUGACAGAGUAACUCGCUGCUAUGAAGUAAUCUAUAAAAGAAUGAUUUGUUUUUAAUUAUUUGAAUUGACAUAUUUUUCAUGUCCCUUUGAAAUAACACUGGUUUUAAACAUCAUAAAAAUUAUUAAAUGGUGAAACAACGAUAAUUUGCUCUUGUCCUAAUAGUAAAAAAUGUGUUAUUAAUAUUACCUAUUGAUUUCUUUUAUAGAUGACUUGUCCCACGUAUUUUAUACAGGGUGUUAGUGGAAACCAUCCUUUAAAUAGAUUCAGUAUCUUAAUAGAGGUAAAGCGAUUCGACAAGUACAAAAGGAUGCAAGCUUUUGAGUAAGCAAAUUAUAAAAUACCAUCAAAACUAAUUGCAUAUUCAUUUAUAUCAUUAUUUUAGGGUACUUCGUGGUUUAAGUGACAAAGGUUUUACCCUGCCACCCUGUAUAUGUUAUCUUGAAGAAUACCAGAACAAUACAAACAUUUAGCACGUUACUAACGUCCACAUGCAGUCUCUUUUUCCCAUAUCGUGUACGCAGUUACGCACCGUGUAAAAAUAGAACAUGUGGACGCAAUGACGUGUUCUAUGUUUCAUGGUAACCCAAGGGGGGUUAUCAG
Molecule: messenger RNA, 4533 nt
Organism: Plodia interpunctella (Indianmeal moth)
Lineage: Eukaryota; Metazoa; Arthropoda; Insecta; Lepidoptera; Pyralidae
Gene: Eph
Product: Eph receptor tyrosine kinase
Exons: 1
Coding region: 337-3369 (1010 amino acids)
Biological process (GO): protein phosphorylation; axon guidance; ephrin receptor signaling pathway
Cellular component (GO): plasma membrane; dendrite
Molecular function (GO): ATP binding; protein binding; transmembrane-ephrin receptor activity
Source: RefSeq, a predicted model, not a curated record